CGUUUAUAAACGGGGCGGGCGGGCGGCGGCAUGCCAGAGAUUUGCCGAGCCGGCCGGCCCCUCCGCCGCCCGCCAUGCGGCGGCUCCCGUUCCCGUUCCCGCUGCUGCUCGCCGGGCUGGGGCUAGGGCUCGGGCUCGGGGGGGAACCGGAGCCGGCCGCCCCUUCGGGCGCGCAGUGCCUGGAGCACGACUGCUUCGGCAUCUUCUGGUCGGCGCGGCCCUUCGCGGAGGCCAGCGAGGCCUGCGAACGGGGCGGCGGGCACCUGAUGACCGUCCGCUCCACCGUGGCGGAGGACGCCAUCGCCCUGCUGCUGCAGAACCGCAGCGGGCUGCUGUGGCUGGGGCUGCGCUUGCCCCUGCCCUGCACCGACCCGGCCCAGCGCCUCCGCGGCUUCCAGUGGGUGACGGGCGAUCGCCGCACCGACUAUUCCAACUGGGCGCCGUCGGGGCGGCGGUGCGGGGAGCGCUGCGUGACCGUGUCGCGGGAGCUGCGCUGGGAGGAACGGCGCUGCGAGGCGCCGGCCGACGGCUUCCUCUGCGAGUACAACUUCGGGGGCAGCUGCCCGCGCCUGCCUGCCGCCGAGGGGCUGCCCGUCACCUAUGCCACCCCCUUCGGCGCCCGCGGAGGGGACUUUCUGGUCCUGCCUCCCCGCAGCACCGCCGUCAUCCCGGCCAUGGAGCUGGAGCUGCGCUGCGAGGAGGACGACGGCGGCGGGCUGCGCUGGGGCCGCGCCGCCCCGGGAGCCUGGCCCUGCCACCUGGCUAACGGGGGCUGCGAGGGGGCGUGCGGCGAGGAGGGCGGCCAGCCGGGCUGCUCCUGCCCCGACGGCAAGGUGCUGGGCCCGGACGGCCGCAGCUGCAGCUCUCCUUGCGCCGGAGCGCCGUGCCAGCAUCACUGCGUCAUCGCCGGUAGCACCUUCCUCUGCAUGUGUGAUUCGGGCUACCGGCUGGCAGACGACGGCAGCAGCUGCGAGGACGACGACGACUGCGCCGUGGAGCCGAGGCUGUGCGAACAGGUCUGCAUCAACACCGAGGGUGGCUUUGACUGCCGCUGCCACCACGGCUACGAGAUGGUGGACGGACGUUGCCAGCCCAUCUCCCACUGUUACAAGGCGCCCUGUGAGCAGCAAUGCGAGGACGUGCCUGAUGGGUACCGCUGCGGAUGCUUCCCCGGUUAUGCUGUCCACCCGGAGGCACCUGCCCGCUGCGUGCUGCACUGCAACCGCAGCCAGUGCCCGGCCGUGUGUGACAUGCACAAACAGUCCUGUGAGUGCCCCGAUGGCUUCUUGCUGGACGAUGAUGACAGCACGCAGGUCUGCGUGGAUGUCGACGAGUGCGACAUGAAUUUCUGCGAACACAACUGCACCAACCUCCCUGGCAGCUACAAGUGCCACUGCCACGCCGGCUACCAGCUCUUCGACAAGAACAACUGUGUCAAAAUCCUAGAAGAGGAUGGGGAGGAAACAUCCUCAGGGGAUUUCGUGCCAGGACCCCAGACUCCCGUCCCCAGCCGGACCCCGCCAAAGGUAGAGCACCUCCACCCUGGCGCACUGGUGGGCAUUGCCGUGGGUGUCCUCUCUGCAGCCCUGGCCCUCCUGGCCCUGGGCUACCACCUGGUGAAGAAGCGCUGCGGGCCCCCUGCCACCAUGGAUUACAAGUGCAGUGGUCCCCAUGAAAAGGAGAUGGGACUUCAGCCAGUUGCCUCGGGGUGUGCCACCUCCGGCCAGAAAUUGUAGGGAGACUGGGAUGGAUGGAGAGAGGGAAGUGGACGGAACUGGGUAACAUUUACUUUCCCCCCCACCGCCAAUUUUUUAAUGAUAAAGAGAAUUUGGGAAAAGCUGUGAUCACCCCCACCAAAACCACUCGCUGCUUUCCAGCCAGCUCUUGCAAUACUCACGCCAGAGAGGGGGGAAGGUGGAAGGCACGGAGCGCUUCUCCCUUUCUGCUCCCUUCACAGGCAGGGGAGGGCAUUCGGCUUUCCUUUUCCCAAGCCAGCGGCUGGGGGGGCUUCAAGGAAAAAUCGUGCGUGUGUUACAGGAGGUAUGUCUCCAUCUGGAACUGACUGUUUAAAUCCGCAUGGAUGUGGGGUGAAGGCACGCAUGCCACUGCCAGCCGAGUUAUCGGGGACCAUGGAAGGUCACUUGGCCCCAGUUUCCCCUCUCCUCAUCUGGGAAGCAUGCCGCCGGCCUGGAGAUGAUGGUUGCCCGGGGGUGGCGAGGAGCUGGGAUGCUCCUGCCUUUGUCUGAGCUCUGUUUUGUUUUUCUAAGACUGAUGGGUGAUGGAAGAAAGAGCAAAGAUCUUCUGGUCAGCACUUUGCCUUGCUCCUCUGUCCCUGUUUGCCUCAUCGGCAGAAAUCUCAGUUUUUGUUUCCCCCCAUCUUUUGCCUCUCACCUCUGGCAGCUGAGCACUCUUCACCUUAAAUCACUUGUGACAGUGAGGACCCUGCUGAGUGUCACCCCGUGAGGGCUAAAAUGCCUGAUUUCUCUUCCCUCUUACCCUUUUGGGACUUUUUUCGGGGGUGUGGAGGUUAAAUGGGGAUACCAAGACUGCCAGGGUAAUUUUUUCCGUGGGAGGAAAGGUCAUUUGCAGUGCUGGGGAGCCUCGCCUUCCCCAUGCAGUUUCUUCCACAUUUGUCUGCCGUUGUUGGAUUAAACUGGGUUGUUUGGGGUUUUUUUAUAUACCCACUUAACUGACCCCUCCUGUCAAGAGGGUUUUUUCCUUUUUUUUUCCUUUCAUCUUAUCCAGGGCUGAGUCUAAUCCGUGUUGAAGCUCGCAGCAAAACUUUC
Molecule: messenger RNA, 2786 nt
Organism: Chroicocephalus ridibundus (black-headed gull)
Lineage: Eukaryota; Metazoa; Chordata; Aves; Charadriiformes; Laridae
Gene: THBD
Product: thrombomodulin
Exons: 1
Coding region: 75-1736 (553 amino acids)
Biological process (GO): cell migration
Cellular component (GO): extracellular matrix; external side of plasma membrane; membrane
Molecular function (GO): extracellular matrix binding; calcium ion binding; transmembrane signaling receptor activity
Source: RefSeq, a predicted model, not a curated record